CCAAAAGCCACUUGGCUCUCACGUCGUACUCCUCUUCUGCUCCCAAGAUAAACGGUCGUGCAUCAGGUGGGCUGUCGCCGACUGGACCUGCGGGAGCUCUGUUAAGAAGCAAUAGCCAACAGCUGCGGGCAACCAGAAAGGCAGAUCCUAGCUGAAUGCUGUGCUCUGUUGUAACAAGAUGCAGAUUUAUGGGGAUAUCAAGCCCCAUAAGGUGGAGACAAACUACAUUUUCAUAUGGCACAACAGCAUCCUUUAGGACCUUCUCUUUUGUUUGUAGAAGAACAAACCAGAUAAGUCCUGGACUCCAGUCAAGAAGGGCAAUUCAGACAACAAGACCUCAGAAUGUCAAUCCUUUGCUCGUGGCUGUGCUUCGACCAGUUAGUAAGGUGGCAGCAGUACUGGUUGGCAGAGGUUUCAGAAAAUGGUGGCAGUCACUACCCAAGCAGAAAAGGGAACUGUUUAUACAGCAUUUACACCGUAAUAUAAGGAUUUAUAUUUUUGGGUCCAUCCUAGUUGGUAGUUCAGGAUAUAACUACUAUGCAAACCACGUCACCACCACACCUUUCACAGGAAGAAAGAGGUUCAUGGUCUUCACUCCAAAUCAGCUGUUUACCAUCUCACAAGAAAUGUAUCAUGAGGAAAUGGCUCAGUUUGCAAACCAAAAGAUGCCAGCUGAUCAUCCAAUGGUCACACGAGUAAGCAGAGUGGGUAACCGGCUAUUGCAAGCCAACAACAAGAUUCCUCAGCUCUAUACUAAAGUGUGGACUGUUACAGUUAUUGAUGAUCCUACAGAGAAUUGUUUAGUUUUGCCUAGUGGUGACAUCAUUAUGUUCCGAGGAAUGAUGAACUUAUUUGAGAAUGAUGACCAAUUAGCUAUGAUUCUUGCACAUGAGAUGAGUCAUGCUAUACUUGAACAUGCUGCUGAACAGCUGAGUCAUGGAUAUCUUCUUGACACCCUCAUUCUGUUGCCUUUGGCAGUCAUUUGGGCUUUUUUACCAAGUGAUGGUAUUGCUGUUGUUACUCACUGGUUCCUUCUUAAAGUUGUUGAAGUGCUUCUGAAGUUGCCUUACUCAAGAAGUAUAGAAGAUGAAGCAGAUUCUGUUGGGUUGCAAUUAGCUGCAAAGGCUUGCUAUGAUGUUAGAGAAGCAAGUGCAUUUUGGGGUAAAUUGUGUUUACAAGAAGAAAUACGAAAGCAGGUAGGCAUGGAAACAGAUUCUGUCCCAGCAUUUUUGUCAACCCAUCCAUCAAACAGCAGUCGACAAGCGAGGAUAGAUGAGCAAAUGCCAGAUGCUCUAAAAUUGCGUGAAGUUUGUCAGUGCUCAAAGCUUACAGACAAGGAUCCAAGACUUGAGAUAAGAAAGUUACAGGAAUAUAUGAAGACAAACUCUCUUGUGACUGUCUCAUAAAAUUAAAGCUAGUAUUAUUCAUCAUGUGAUUGCACUCGGGAAUGGAAUCUAAUCCCAUAUUUGUUGAAAAUUUGACAAAUUUACAGAAUUUUAAAUGUAAAAUAUAGUUGAUUGAAAGUCUGUUUAUUACCCAAAUAAAGUGUUUAAUUAAU
Penaeus indicus is the source of this 1558-nucleotide messenger RNA. RefSeq names its product metalloendopeptidase OMA1, mitochondrial-like. The transcript has 9 exons. NCBI's taxonomy places the organism in Eukaryota, Metazoa, Arthropoda, Malacostraca, Decapoda, Penaeidae. Gene Ontology annotation, cellular component: mitochondrial inner membrane. Bases 156 to 1406 code for a protein of 416 amino acids. The record is from RefSeq and is a predicted model, not a curated record. Gene Ontology annotation, molecular function: metalloendopeptidase activity. Gene Ontology annotation, biological process: mitochondrial protein processing; protein quality control for misfolded or incompletely synthesized proteins.